AUGUAUCUGAACAAAUUUUCCUUUUUACGACAUCACCAGAUAAGGAGGGUGUUUGAAAAUGCAACCAAGAACAAGACGUUGAAAUAUAAGCGUCAUUUUAGCACAUUCACAAAAUUAAGCAAGGAAGAAGAAUCGUUCUUAAUCAAGAAGGCCAAUAAAUACAUGAACUAUGUGAAAGAAGGUCAGGAGUUCAAAGUGGGAAUGUGGCUAAACACGUGCAGCUUAUUAAUAUUAGUUAUGAUAAGUAUAGGAGGGUACACAAGAUUAACAGAAAGUGGAUUAUCUAUAACGCACUGGAAUUUUCGCGGUAUCAAAUAUCCAAAGGACGAAGAAGAAUGGAUAAAAGAAUUUGAAGAAUAUAAAUUAACUCCAGAAUAUAAAGAAGUGCAUUAUAACAUUUCGAUAGAUGAUUAUAAGAAAAUAUUUUUUAAUGAAUGGUUACACAGAACAUUUGGUCGUUUUAUAGGUUUGUUUUUUGUUAGUGGAGCAGGAUUUUUUAUAUAUAAAAAUUAUUUAAAAAAAAAUAUGAUAAAAAAAUUAAGCGUUAUUUUGGCAUUAGGAACAUUUCAAGGAUUUGUAGGCUGGUGGAUGGUCAAAAGUGGAUUUCAAAAACCGCAAACAGAAAAUAAAACACCAAGAGUUUCACCAUACCGACUAGUUUUUCAUCUAUUUUGUGCAACAGUAACGUACAGUUAUAUUUUUCUGAAUUCAUUAACGUUAAUCGAAAUAGGAAAGUUGAGAAAACAGUAUCGUAAAAGUCAAAUUGAAACUUGGCCUGAAUUUUUGAGGAACCAAUUAAUACAUGAAAUGUAUGAGAAAAGAAAUAUCAUCAGGGGUAUGAAAUUAGGUCUAUUUUUUUUUACCCUUUUAGUUUUUUCAAAUAUUUUAUAUGGAGGUUUUGUAGCUGGAAAUGAUGCAGGAUAUGCUUAUAAUACUUGGCCAAAAAUGUUAGAUAAAUUUAUUCCCGAUGAUGUAAAAAAUUUUUAUAUCAGCAAAAAGAAAAAAUAUGAACAGCUAUUUGAAAACACUGCACUCGUACAAUUUAAUCAUCGUAUGCUAAGCUAUCUCAUUGUCCUAAAUAGUUUUCUCUUAUAUUAUUAUUCACAGAAAAUUGCUCUAAGUAAAAAAACAAAACGCCUCUUCUUCGUUCUGCCCUUUAUUACAACAGCGCAAAUGUUAACCGGCAUAAGCACAUUAGUUCAUCACGUGCCUAUCCACUUGGCCUUAGUACACCAAUUUGGAGGAUUCUGCAUUUUGUCGACUCUCCUACAUUUGAUCAAACGGACAUAUCGGUUUUAA
This is a messenger RNA of Plasmodium gonderi, 1299 nucleotides long. Its product is annotated as cytochrome c oxidase assembly protein. Gene Ontology annotation, molecular function: oxidoreductase activity, acting on NAD(P)H, heme protein as acceptor. NCBI's taxonomy places the organism in Eukaryota, Apicomplexa, Aconoidasida, Haemosporida, Plasmodiidae. The record is from RefSeq and is a predicted model, not a curated record. The coding region runs from base 1 to 1299 and encodes 432 amino acids. Gene Ontology annotation, biological process: heme A biosynthetic process. Gene Ontology annotation, cellular component: mitochondrial inner membrane. The transcript has a single exon.